AUGAUCAAAAUUUGAGCAAAUAAAGAGCCAACAUGUACCUCAAAAAGCAGUUAUAGGCUUAAUCAGGAUCUUAAUUAUGAUACAUAUCAGACGAUGAGUCAGGAGCCAAAAGAGAAAGUCGGGUUGAUUAAUGUCUUAACAGAAUUUAAAAAGUUAUAAAUGAAAAGAAGAAAUCUCAGAAGAAAAGUCCAAGGAUGAAGGUCAGCCAUCCCUUAAAGAAGAUUGAGAUUGGAGGUUCAUUGGUUAAAUUUCAGGAUGGUAGCUCAAGAAGUGCCCUAGCUAGAGACGGAAUUUCGAAAGUUGAGAUAAAGCCAAUGAGUUACUCCAGAAUAAAGUUUCUCAAGAAUUUUAAGGCUAAUUCUUCCAAUUCUAGAGCAACUAAGCCCAAAGCUGCACAUGAAAUUAUGCUGAGUUUCUCUAAGAUCAGUCAAUUUGAAGGGGAAAGCUAUAAUUUUCCAAGUUCCUUACAGAAAAAGAAGUUUCAAAGGAAUAGGAAUCAUACUACUAAGAAAGAGCACUCUUUGAAACUUAGCAGGUAUAAUAAAGAUAUCGCUGAACUACUGAAUAAAGAUGCUAUUGAUUCCCCAUCGAUGAAAUAUGGCCUAAAGACCAUGGACACAAAGAGAGAAAAGUCUGAGAAGCCUAAACUGAAUAGAGCUUCUUCUGUAGCAUUCAGAGCUGAAUCUAAACAACAAGUUUCAGUCCAGAGUAACAAUCUAAGCAGCGGUGAGGUUCUCCCGACAGUGAAUAGAAAUGUGAAUUCAAAGUCGCAGCAACGUAGGAUAUCUAAGCCAAUUCUGCUACCAAAAGGUAGGAAGUCAUCUGUAAAGCCACCUGUAACAUGAACUCCACAGAUAAAGUAUCUCAGUCGGCGCCAGAGAGAAGAGAGAGAACGGUUAAGGCUAGCCAACCAGAGUGCUAUAGUCCAAAUGAACUAUAGCAAAGACAUUUCAGAAGAUGAUGUUACUCUUAGAAGGAAUAGAUCUGAGAAUGAGUGAUGGUCGAAUGUUCAAGGAAAAUCUAAUAGUGGUGGUAGGCACGGGUCUAAAGCUUUCAAAACUCCUGCCAAGGUGUCUCCGAUAAGAGGGAAAAUAUCGACAUGAGGUUUGCAAACAGCCCAAAAAUCCAUCAUUGAAAGUCCAGUAGUGCCAGAACUAAUGAAUGACUCUUUCGACUUAAUCAAGAAAUCCUCAAAAGAGAUAAUGACGAUCAGGAAGCAGUUAUUAGUCACAGACUUUUUCGAGUCUCAAAAAUCUCUUGAUAAACGGACUACUGCAUUUUACACACUUUUUCGGAAAUAUAGUGCUUUAGCUAAGACUUUCCAGAACGAUGAGAAUCCUUACGAAGAAAUUGUAGACUUCUUGAUCCAAAAUAAGAACCAACUGGUGAAGGCAGGUAGGUUCGAGGCCUCAGACUCCAUCAAACUCCAAGCAAACAAAUAUUUGCCAAGGAUUAAGAAGAAAUUACCGAUUAAGAAGCAGAAUAUUGAAGAGUCUGAAGCUGUAGAGGUACCUCUGCUUACUCCUGAACAGACUGAGGAAGAGGAGCUAUUGAGAUAUGGAAGAAAUUUAGCAGCACAGUUAAGACAGGAGAAACAGAAGUUAGCAUAAAAUCUUUAACAAUAUAUGAGUUAAAAAAUUUACAAUUUAACUG
Moneuplotes crassus is the source of this 1653-nucleotide messenger RNA. NCBI's taxonomy places the organism in Eukaryota, Ciliophora, Spirotrichea, Euplotida, Euplotidae. The record is from the annotation of a GenBank genome assembly.